AUGAUUCAUUUUUCCAGGUACAUUUCGUUUUUCCUUGGCAAGAAUGAUCUCACUAAAGCCCGUGCUACUGCUGAACGCGCACUCACUGUUAUUAACUAUAGAGAGGAAGCUGAAAUCUUCAAUAUUUGGACGGCGUUCCUCAAUAUGGAAGUAGCAUACGGUGAUGAUACCUCAACUAAGGAAGUCUUCAGUCGGGCAUGUGGCAAUGCCGAUGCUCUCAAAAUGCACAAACAAAUGGCAGCCAUCUAUUCAGACAAUGGCAAAAAUCAAGAAGCCGAUGAGAUUUACGAAGCGAUGGUGAAAAAGUUCCGUGCGGAUUCUGAUGAUGUUUGGACGCUCUAUGGCGAGCACCUAAUGAAGACCAAUCGUGCUGAUACGGCACGUGAUUUGAUGAAAAGAGCACUCACGAGCGUUCCAAAGCAGCGACACGUUCCUUUAAUCAGCCGGUUCGCUCAAAUGGAAUUCCGCAAUGGAGAUGUUGAGAGGGGGCGUACAUUGUUCGAAAGCCUGGUUACUGCUUACCCGAAAAAGACAGAUGUCUGGCUAGUUUAUGCUGAUCUCUGUCUCAAGCAUUCUGGAAUCGAGAUGGCCCGGCAAGUAUUGGAACGCGCAUGUGCCUUGAAACUUAGCAUGCACAAACUACGGCCUCUGUUCCGAAAAUGGAUGGAGGCUGAGCAACGGUUUGGAGACGAUAAAUCGCGGUUGCUGCUUCGAGAGAAAGCCGAGAAGUACCUUCAGAUGAAUCUCGAAGAUGAGGUGGAAGAUCUUGAAGACGUUUGA
Haemonchus placei is the source of this 780-nucleotide messenger RNA. The record is from the annotation of a GenBank genome assembly. Lineage: Eukaryota; Metazoa; Nematoda; Chromadorea; Rhabditida; Trichostrongylidae.